Cladocopium goreaui is the source of this 2175-nucleotide messenger RNA. The record is from the annotation of a GenBank genome assembly. Lineage: Eukaryota; Dinophyceae; Suessiales; Symbiodiniaceae.
AUGGCUGCACUAUACCCCUACGGCCCUGCAGUUGCUUUCCAGCCGAGCGGGUCAAGAGCCCUGUCAAGCAGUGGCAAAUUGAGAUUUCAACCAGCAGUCAGCAGAGAUGAAGGAGGUUCAAACAGCGUGCAGUUGCGUGCCUUCUCCUUCUGCAAUAUCCUUGUCGGGCUCGGCAGCGCGCGAAGAUUCAGGGGCCGAAACCACCCCAGAUCACCACUUGGUGUGACUAUUGUGAGGAGACUAGCCGGGUCCACUUCAACUCUGGUGGACUCAGCAGCCAUCACAAAAGCCUUCAACGAAGCUUGUCGAAAUGGCAAACAGCAAGCCGUUCUAAGUCUACUCAACCAGCAUCCUGAUGUGAUCCGUUGCCUGGUCAGCAAACCUGUGGGGAAGGAUCGCAUUACUCCCUUCUCCUACCUCUGUUGGUUCGUCCUUUGUGAUGCCAUCGAAACAGUUUGCCGCGACUAUGGCGAUGAGAUGGAUGCUGAAGUGGUGGACCACGCCCUGUCGCUGGUGUGUCGUUUCGGCAAGGCUGAAGCUCUGAAGAUCCUCAUCCGACACUUCCCGGAAGUCUGUCGCAAAGCCAUGGUGCGGGAUCUGGCCGAAGCAUGUCGCAAGUCUCGACUUCAAGUGGCCUUGUGUUUGUUGGAGAGUUUUCCUCAAGAAACAGUUGCAGCUCUGAAGAGCACAUCCCCAGACAAAACCACGGCACUAUACUGGGCCUGUCGCAACGGCUUGCAUCCUGUGGUGGAGAUUUUCAUCCGCCAUCCCAGUGAGGUCAUGGAGGCCCUGAGGUUGAAAGAUGGUGAAGGCCAAACAGGCCUGAGCCAUGCAUGUCAGAAUGGGCAUGAGCAGGUGGUAAAGCUCCUAAUCGAUCUGCUGCCCUCUGCCGAUGCCGCGGAUGACUCCGUCACCGUGGAGCCUUCCGUGCCUUCCGCAGAGGUCUCGCAGGAUCCGGCGAUGGUCUCCCCUGAUGGACGGCAGCUCUUGCAGCAGCAGGGCUACAGGUUGGUGGGUAGCCACAGUGCCAUUAAACAAUGUCGUUGGACCAAGAGCGCCAUGCUGGGUGAGGGCCAGUGCUACAAACACACCUUCUAUGGCAUCAAUUCCCACAGGUGUAUGGAAGGCACACCUUCCUUGGCCUGUGCCAACAAAUGCACCUUUUGUUGGCGUGGUCAUGCGAAUCCGGUGACGACCUCCUGGACAUAUCAAACGGAUGAUCCGAAAAGCAUCGUAUCGGAAAGCAUCGCAAGGCACCUGGAGCUGGUCGAAAAUGUGGCCGCCUCGCCACGGGCCCUGCCCGAAAGGAUCGCGGAGGCAAGGCGUGUGGGGCACAUGGCGCUGUCUCUGGUGGGGGAACCGGUGCUCUAUCCCCAUGCUCCAGAGUUGGUCCAUGAACUCCACAAACGAGGGAUCUCCACCUUUCUGGUGACCAACGGCCAAUUUCCGGAGGAACUUCAACAGCUCUCCUGGGUCACACAGCUCUAUGUGUCACUGGAUGCCCCCAAUGAACAUGACCUGAAGGAGAUCAGCAGACCUCUGUUCAAAGACCAUUGGCAGCGCUUGAGAAGAUCCCUUGAAGUCUUGCGAGAGAAGCGACCAUACCAGCGCAGUGUGGCGCGGUUAACUGUUCUAAAGGACAAGAAUAUGGACAAGGAUGCCUGUGAUGGCUAUGCGGAGCUGGUGCAGUUGGGCGACUGCGAUUUCGUGGAAGUCAAGGGAGCCACCUUCGCGGGCUGGGACGACAGGACCGGAUUAUCCAUGGAAUCGGUUCCAUGGCAUGAAGAUGUACGGGACUUUGCCCAACAGCUGUCACAGUCUCUUCCUGGAUACGAGAUUGCUUGUGAGCACGAACAUAGCUGCUCCGUGCUUCUGGCACAUCGAGAUCGUUUCUUUACUCCCUUCGGCCAUUGGAGAACUUGGAUCGACUUCGACGCCUUUGCCGCCGCGGCGCAGCGGGGCCAGCGGCUCCCCGUGGCGGAGUUCACCGUGGCCACGCCGCCGUGGGCGCUGGCGGACGGCUGGCGCGCAGCGGGGGCGCAGGCACCGGGCUUCGACCCAGCGGAGCACCGGAGGGCGCCAAGGAAGUCCAAGGCGGAGUACCUGGGACGUAGCAUCGAAAAAGAAGAUAAAAAAAGGGGGCUGGGAAGGUUGGGAUGCUGGAUGGGUUUCUGA